This is a messenger RNA of Fusarium tjaetaba, 201 nucleotides long. Its product is annotated as thiol methyltransferase. NCBI's taxonomy places the organism in Eukaryota, Fungi, Ascomycota, Sordariomycetes, Hypocreales, Nectriaceae. Bases 1 to 201 code for a protein of 66 amino acids. The transcript has a single exon. The record is from RefSeq and is a predicted model, not a curated record.
AUGGACGCUCCCUCCAGCUCAACUUCCAACUCCUCGGCUCAGCAGUCUCCUUCUGUACAGAUGGUCCCUCAACCCGCUCCCGCUCAGGGCAACGGUCCUUCAACCGACGCCUUUCUCCAAGACUUCACACUCAUUGCCGAGGCUGCCAAGCGGGCGCAAAUGGCCAUCAUGAUACGCGACUUUGAAGAGUGUGGCCUGUAG